Messenger RNA from Exaiptasia diaphana, 2082 nucleotides. Its product is annotated as protein decapentaplegic-like. Bases 224 to 1507 code for a protein of 427 amino acids. Gene Ontology annotation, cellular component: extracellular region. The transcript has 2 exons. Gene Ontology annotation, biological process: SMAD protein signal transduction. The record is from RefSeq and is a predicted model, not a curated record. Gene Ontology annotation, molecular function: growth factor activity; cytokine activity. NCBI's taxonomy places the organism in Eukaryota, Metazoa, Cnidaria, Anthozoa, Actiniaria, Aiptasiidae.
AACCAAUUAAGCUGUGCAGUACAUAGAAAUGUACUGUUGACAUCGUUGAUACCAGCUCUGUAGCUCAAGCAGAUCUAUAAAUGCAUCGACUUCCUAAAAUAACUCCACAACACCUAUAAAAAAAGAAAGACCAUUUCAAUAAAGAAGAUCAGUACGGCAUUGUUCAGCCUAAAAUAGACACGAGGGCGUCACGACUCAUUUGCCGACGGCACUUACGAGAUUGAUGCUUGAUAAAGUAAGUCAAUACAACACUUGGCCUUSGGUGRACAAACCUGAAUGCUCCAUAAAACAGUAUUGGUUGCCUUGUUUAUGCAAUAGUCUUAUUGUCUGUCCCAGCCAAAGGGUCAUUGUGGAAAACUACAAACACGAGGUAGUUAAAAGCUGUAGAAUGUCUUCCAUCAGAGUACGUUUGAUUUUAGGGAUGAUUCUAACUGCUUUCUCUGUCACUGAGGCCGAGUUCUUCAAUCUCACGCUCAUGAGAAAAGGAAUCCUUGACUAUUUAGACAUCCCUGACAGACAACAGAUGCAAAAUCACCAGCAGACAGCUCACGAAACCCCCGCGUUUAUGAAGGAGUUGUAUCGAAUGAAGGUAAAGAAUCAGGAGAGCGACGGUAACAACAUUAAGGAAGCAAGAGAUGACAUAGUUCGUUUCUUCUAUCCAAAAGCGCAAAGAACAAGAAAGACAAACACUUUGAAUUAUGAAUUCAACUUUAAUKUGUCGUCACUGCAAACCAAGGAAAAAAUAACGAGCGCGGUUUUAAGACUUAGCAAAAGACGAACGAAGAUCAAAGACAAGACAAGGCUGUGCUCCCUCGCGCUCUUCUUACAACAGCCUCGAGAUAAACGGACAAGAAACAAAGCAAGAAGUACACCACCAGUUUUCGUCGCUAUCAAGAUUGUACCAUUUUCUGGAAAGCGUCUUUGGGUUAAAUUCAACGUCUCAAAAGCACUURARGAYCACCUAGGGAAAUAUUCCAACAAGAUAGUACAAUUUAGAGUCUUYGUCGUUGCAUACGCGGCAAAACUUCCACCUAAAUCAUGGAUMAGUCGACGGGGGAAGCAUAAACCAAACCUAAUCGUCUACUCCAGACUMAAACCAGGAAUGCGCAAGACCCCUAGCUUAGAUUUAACGGCWCUGGCCAACUUGAUCGAUGUACCAGUAAAAAGCAGAGCAAAGCGAGGAAAUAACGACGAGUAUUGUAARMGGARGCACCUCUACGUGAAAUUCGUCUCCCUGAAGAUUGACUGGAUAGUAGCACCAUUGGGAUUUAGUGCAUAUGUAUGCAAAGGAACAUGCCCAGAGGUUUUAACGUCGAAUUUUAACCCUAAUAACCAUGCCAUACUGCAAAAUCUACUGCAUUAUCGUUACUCGAAGAAUGUUCCUAAAGCUUCGUGUGUACCUACAAGUCUACAGGCAUUGACAUUGCUUUAUAACGAUGGCAGUUUGGAUAGYUUUGCUCUCAAAGAGUUUCCURAUAUGAUAGCCUCUAGUUGUGGGUGUCGAUAGAYUUGCAAGAAAUAGUUUGAAAAGACGUUCUUGUGUACACUUUGACAAAUAACUUCAUAUGGUUUAGAUAGGUAAUCCCAYUUACAAUGCAAUCUAUUCUCCUGUAUUCCUUAAAAUAUAGCACGCUGAAGGUUUUUUUGCGCCAGUUGAGGAAACAAUAAUAUGUAUAAUAUAUAUAUAUUAUACAGCAAUAUGCAGAAAUUAUGAUCAGAAAUUAUGGGGUAUCAUCGCCAAUAUUUUCUUCGUAAAGUACUUCAAAAAAAAUAUCAGCAAUGAUGUCCCAUAAUUUCUGGUAUAUUCUAUACAUACUUGAAAUAUGUCUUAAAACGAUCAUGAUUUCUGCGUAUUGCCGUAUAUACAUUUAUAUAUUUUUAAAUGUGGUUAUAAAACGACUCGGUAAGCCAACAUAUCUGACAAAAUACACUGAGCUACUACAAUAGCUAAGUGGUUUGGAAUCGAACAAUCAACAAGACACUUAUUCAUCAUCAUUAAAUCUGUAAUUUAGUAUUUUCUGAGAUGGUUGUAUAUUAUUGCAUAAAAGUAAUUGCAAUAAAGUAUUGUUGUUGUUGUUGUGA